AUGAGACGAGUGUCGUACAAGAAAACUAGUAUUCUUUCACGUAUUCGAUUCCAAACAUUUGUUCGGUGGCCGAUAUUUGAAACUGUCCCAAGCAUCGAUGACUGUGGCAGCAGUCACUACACCAGCACGGGGUCGCUUAGCACAUCGAGUCCGUAUCUCAACAAUCAACAGUGCUACUACUUUAUAAAAUUACCCAACGUCAAUUUUGUGACUUUUACUUUCACCGAGUUCAACGUAGAAGAGAGAAAAGAUUUCCUUUUCAUCGGGUCUGGUGCGCGGGCAGAUAUAAACAGACCGCUAGCGAAACUCACCGGGACGACGUUACCCGACCCGUAUACCGUGUUAUCGAAUCAAGUGUGGUUAAUUUUUUACUCCGGUAACAGUGUGACUCUCGACGGAUGGAGCUUAUCUUACGAGGCUAGUUUCUCAAUAUGUGAGAACGGCCCUUGUCAAAAUGGCGGGACGUGCACGUCAACCGAGGAGAGUCCGUACUAUACAUGUUCUUGCACCGUGGACUACGUAGGCGACGAUUGUGAAAUCACAGUCAGACCAUGCGAUAGUGACCCCUGUCAAAACGACGCUGUAUGCUCGCGUAUCGAGGCAACGGGAGGUUACUUUUGCCAGUGCAAACAAGGCACCCAGGGCACAAACUGCGAAAACGUGAUUGGCGCCUGUGCAAGUGACCCGUGUUUAAACCAUGGUACAUGCUACGAAAUCACCGGCACCUCAAGCUAUGUCUGUUCGUGUACAGCCGAUUAUCAGGGUACAAAUUGCGAAAUAGGAAGUGGACUAUGCGGCUCCAAUCCGUGUCAAAAUGGCGGAGUGUGUUCAGAUGAAGGAGAUCAUUAUAGAUGCGAAUGUCCCGAUACCUUCGUUGGAACAAACUGUGAAGAAGUAUUCACGUUAACUCCAUGCGAAAGCAACCCUUGCCAGAACGGUGGAGCAUGUACGGAAGUUGGUCAUAAGUACACGUGUGCAUGCAUUGGAGGUUGGGAAGGAUCUACCUGUAGUAUUGGUGAUCCAUGUUUGAGUAAUCCGUGUCAGAAUGGCGGAGAAUGUGACUCUAAUGAGGACCAAACCUACUUCGUGUGUCAAUGCACAGAUGAUUGGACCGGCGAGACUUGCAGCCAAGCUGUAAAUCCCGGAACGAAUCCAUGUGAAAGCUCUCCAUGUUUAAAUGGUGGGGCAUGCUCAACAAAUGCUGACAACACGGCAUACACCUGUGCUUGCCCCCAAGGGUUCAUCGGAAUUCGGUGCGAGCUUGAAUCGUCAAAUCCAUGCGAAAGUCUCCCGUGUCAAAACGCGGGGGCGUGUACCCCAAAUAGUGACUAUGACAGCUAUAUUUGCUCCUGCGUCAAUGGAUAUACAGGCGAUCAUUGCCAAAUCCCUUCUGAUCCAUGUCUGAGCACACCGUGCCUGAACGGCGGUACCUGCAGCUCGUAUAACAACAAUGAGGAAUUCGUCUGUCAGUGCCUUUCUCCGUGGACUGGAGACAGAUGCGAAACAGUUCGAAAUAAUCUAUGCAACCCCAAUCCCUGUCAGAAUGGUGCUACAUGCAUGUUAUCUGGAACCUAUUAUUCUUGUUCAUGCCGGGCUGGCUUUUACGGCCAGAAUUGUGCUUUCUCAGAUGCAUGCUACAGCUUUCCUUGCCAAAAUGGUGGCACGUGCAUCAAAAAUGGAAACUCUUACAUCUGUUCGUGUUCAUCCAAUUAUUACGGCACUAAUUGUGAGAAUCAAGUAUCACCGAACCCAUGCGCCAAUAACCCCUGUCAAAAUGGAGGGCAGUGCAUUAGUUACACUACGUCGUAUGCGUGUUCAUGCCCGUCAGGCUACAGUGGACAGAACUGUGAAGUUGUAUCCAACAAGUGCCUGAGUUCUCCUUGUCAAAAUGGUGGAGUGUGUAUCAACUACAAUUCGUACUACCAGUGUUCGUGCUCUUUUGGAUACACCGGUACAAACUGUCAAGUUGUGACCAGCUUGCCGUGCAACAGUAACCCUUGCCUGAAUGGAGGGCAGUGUAUAGACUACACCAGUUCCUACAACUGUCUGUGUGCAUCGGGUUAUUCGGGUACGCGAUGUGAGAUACAAACUAGCAGUGCUUGUAGCAGCUCACCUUGUUAUAAUAGUGGUACGUGCCAGGACUAUGGUGGUUAUUACUUAUGUUCCUGCCAAAAUGGGUAUAUUGGUAAUCGUUGUGAAACAUAUGUAGGAACGCCAUGCAGCACAAAUCCAUGUCAGAAUGGAGGCAUAUGUCAAGUAAUAGGAUCAUCGUACUCGUGCACAUGUAUCAAUAACUACAGUGGUAGCAACUGUCAAAUACAACCAUCUUACGAUUUCUGCAGUAGUGACCCAUGCCUGAAUGGUGGAUUCUGUGUAAACCAUGUUGACUUUUACAUCUGCAAUUGUCCUAUCGGUUACCAGGGACAGAAUUGCCAAACAGCUCCGGGCGCAUGCGCGGCUGAUCCAUGCUACAAUAACGGACAAUGUGUGGAAAUGGGAAACACCUACUAUUGCGAAUGUCCGACUGGAUACACAGGCGACAACUGCGAACUUGCCAAUCCUUGCCUAUCCAGUCCUUGCGUCAACGGAGAGUGUGUCAGUUUCAUAGCUUACUACACGUGUAAUUGUCCAGCUGGAUACAGCGGUCAAAACUGUGAAUCUGCUAGCAACCCAUGUGCCAGCUCCCCAUGCCAGAAUGGUGGUGUGUGUGUGAACAAAAUCAGUUCAUAUUCCUGUCAUGCGUGUCUGGAUUCUCUGGCACAAACUGUGAAAUAACUCCAUGUAGUAACAGUCCUUGUCAGAAUGGUGGUGUAUGCAGGGUUACGGGAAGUAUAUACCAGUGCACAUGUGCUAAUGGCUGGUCAGGAACCACGUGCAGUCAAGGUGGGCCGUGUAGUUCUAAUCCCUGUCAACACAGUGGAACCUGUGUGGCUACCACGAUCUCGUCUUAUAUGUGUACGUGCACUGCUCUAUAUAUUGGAACCAAUUGCGAGACUCAAU
Messenger RNA from Saccoglossus kowalevskii, 3000 nucleotides. RefSeq lists its product as uncharacterized. Gene Ontology annotation, molecular function: Notch binding; calcium ion binding; enzyme activator activity. NCBI's taxonomy places the organism in Eukaryota, Metazoa, Hemichordata, Enteropneusta, Harrimaniidae. The record is from RefSeq and is a predicted model, not a curated record. Gene Ontology annotation, cellular component: extracellular region; protein-containing complex; plasma membrane. Gene Ontology annotation, biological process: digestion; lipid catabolic process; establishment or maintenance of epithelial cell apical/basal polarity.